AUGGAGGGCGAAGUUGAGUACUUCAUGCUGCUUGACACCUUUGUCAAGAAGUUUGGCCAACCGGCCAAGGAGAAAAUUGUGAAGCGAACCUUUCGUGGAAAGACCAUGGAAGGGGUUAUGGUCGUGAAGGAGGAAGAUGAAGGCAUGUUCAAGAUCACCAAGAAACAGAAACAUGCAGUCACAAUGUCUCAGCGUAUGUCAGAUCUGGAGCUACGACCAGGCCAAGCUGAUGAUAUGUUCAACAAGGCAGUCAAAUCGUUGUUAUCAGCAUGUGGUGAAAGCAAUGAGGACUUUGUUCUUUUGGGAUCAUCAUCGGCAUCUUCGGUAUCUAGCAGUCGCUCUGCCAACAUCAUUCUGAAUACCGCUGCUCUCAACAAGGAUGGCAAUGAUGGAGAAGCUGAUAAAAUCACUACCCGUGCCCACAAACCAGAAGAGAGAGGAGAAGCCAAUUCAGAUGAUGAGGUUCAAAUGUCAUCAUCAGGCCUGCUGAAAGCUUUUGCUUCGGCCAUGGGCAGUGAACCAUCUUCGAAAGCAGCAGCCCGGCCCAAAGCAAAACCAAAGGCUGCAUCAAAAUCUGGUGCUGGCAACGGCAGGAAAAGAAAGGCGGAGGCAUCAGCAUCAGAUGAGUUGCCUGGGUCAGCUUUGUCGAUUUCUGAUCUUCAAACACCUGCUCCACGUGGUCACCAAAGCAGUGCAGAUGAUGAGACAGGCCCGAAUGGCACAAAAAGGGGUCGUGCCAGCCAACAGCAAUUGGCGGAGACUGAUGGUCGCUUUGCCGAAGAGAUGCGGCUGUGUUCAGAAGUGAUGAGCAAAUGUGCCAACAAAAGUUCUCAGAUGAAGCGUCGCAAAACCAAAGAUGAUGAUGCCAGCGACAAAGUGUCUGAAUACCAACAGACAGCCACGAUGUUUUACCGCUUCUUCAAUGAGAUCAGUAGCAGUGCACCUCGUCCUGCUGAACUUGCAAAUGCUAUGGCUCAGGUCACAGCUUGUGGAUAUGUGUGUGGCAAUAUGUGCACCAUGAAAUUGCUGAAGGCCAAGGUCUUUGACUUUGUGAAGUACACUCGCUUUUCGGACAUUACCAUUUGUGCUGCGGAGAUCAUGUCCAAAGAAAUGCCAGAGUUGCCUGAUCAAGACUUCUUCAAGCAUCACUAUGGGUUGAUCUUGGAACAGGUGAUGCAGAAACUGCUGCGCACGUUGCCACCAGCCAAUUUGAAGCUCAAUACUCCAACUGUUGCCCACUUGAGACUCUUCCUUGAGGCAGUGAGCAAAGACCAAGUGAUUCUUUCAGAAACAUCAGCCAAUCAGAUCAAGGCCCUUGUGAAGAUCUUUUCAAUGAUGGACGACAAGACAAUUCUCCCGAACCAGGUGUUGAAUGCUGUUGCACUUGUGCGUGAAGGAUCAGAUGAAUAUCGCAUGUUUCAAGCAAUGAAAAGCUUGCCACAGGGAAACAUUCUACUCAACGAAGCUCAUGACACUGCUCAGAAAAGAAUUGCAGCAGACAAAUCGUUAGAGCAUCUUGCUGCUGUCACCACAAAAAUCGAUCAAUUGGAUGCCAAGACCGAGAUGUCUACAUCCGAGCUCAUUGAGAUAUGGUCUGAGCUGGUGAAGGUUGAGACGAUGAUGCAGGACAAACCCGGAUCUGCAAACCUACCUUCUUUGCAUGAGAAGUUGAAGGAGAAGGCUCAGUCAUGCAUUCAGGAGCACAUCGAGUCUGAGUUUGCGAGCUACAUCGCCAGCCAGCUCAUGCAUGCGACCAACAAGAUGAAGAGCCUGGAAUGUCCAGCCUGGAAUGUUCUCGGCCUCUGCAAGUAUAUGUCGGAGGAAUCCAUUUUCAGGCACCAUGCAACCAUCAAAAAAUGCUGUGAUGCAUUGGAACUCGGAUGGUCUUCCGGAGAGUCACUCCCAAUUCCACUCCAGAAGGUGCAGACGUACAUGGACGACUGGGACAAAUGUGAGCAUGAUCUGACCAAGAGUUACCCUGCAGCAUCAUUUCCCAAACUUCAUGAAGCAUUCACCAACUUUGGCAAGUACUUUGGUGAGCAAAUGCAGAAGGGGUUCAAGGAAAAGAAGCAAGAACUGCAUGGCAAAAUGGUCAACUUGCUCCAAGGAGCACUCGUCAAAGAACCAGCUUCCUCAAUUUGGCCUGAUCUUCUUCAAGUGACUGAGGACUACAUGAGACUUGGAACAUCAGACGUGUUCUCUGAGGAAGAGCGCAAAGAGAUGCAUAUCUUUGGACAAGCCACUUCUAUUUUCCGCCAAAUUGGCUUCAAUGGUCUUGCAUACUCUGAAGCACCGGCGGUUCUGAAGAUUUCCGCGAAGCCUAGUCCUGAAAGUACCAGCAUGUUCUCUGCUCUGAAGGAGAUGAAGGCUGGCAUUGCGUCAAUGGAGAAGUUUGGAGAACCAUCAGUUCCAGAUAUCCUUUGCGGGCAUGGUGUUGAUGAGAAGGUCAAGCCACUGAUUGUUGUUCUCAAGACCAAGUUUGCAGAGUGGUCAUCCGACUUUUCCAACAAGAUCGGUGAACAGUCGCAAAAAAUGGCAGAAACCUUAGCAUCUUUGCAGUUGCCAACAUACAAUCCUGAUGAUCACAAUUCGUCAGUGAAGCAGUUUAUGGCAAAGGCUUCUGGGCUGGAGAAGAUCGCAGAGAUAGUGGCAAAGCUCAAAGCGUUUGUCGCUGCCGCUACAACAUGCUGCUCAUUGGCUGGAAUGGAUAGCAACAUUAGUGCUGUCAGUUCUGCUCUUACAGAGGGAAAAACAUUCCUGUACAUCUCCACUGUCCUUACGGUUUUGAGCUCACCUACAUGGUCUUCAAUGACACCUGAGUUGGCAAAGAAGACUGAUACCAAACAUGGUCAGCUUUGCAAGCACCUUGAGUAUGCGCUGACCCAUGCUUCCAAUGAUGGAAUUUCUUUGCCUGGUGAGAUUCAAUCCAAAGCAGCCGAGUUGAUGGCAAUUGCAGGACUUAAAGUGUAG
Messenger RNA from Cladocopium goreaui, 2970 nucleotides. The record is from the annotation of a GenBank genome assembly. Lineage: Eukaryota; Dinophyceae; Suessiales; Symbiodiniaceae.